Microtus oregoni (creeping vole) is the source of this 933-nucleotide messenger RNA. It is a transcript of the gene Dnajb7, whose product is annotated as DnaJ heat shock protein family (Hsp40) member B7. Gene Ontology annotation, biological process: protein refolding; positive regulation of proteasomal ubiquitin-dependent protein catabolic process. Gene Ontology annotation, cellular component: cytosol; endoplasmic reticulum membrane. Gene Ontology annotation, molecular function: Hsp70 protein binding; ATPase activator activity. The record is from RefSeq and is a predicted model, not a curated record. Lineage: Eukaryota; Metazoa; Chordata; Mammalia; Rodentia; Cricetidae. The transcript has a single exon. The coding region runs from base 1 to 933 and encodes 310 amino acids.
AUGGUGGACUACUAUGAAGUUCUAGGAGUACAGAGAUAUGCGUCACUGGAGGACAUUAAAAGAGCUUACCGUAAAGUGGCACUUAAAUGGCAUCCUGAUAAAAAUCCAGAAAAUAAAGAAGAAGCAGAGCGAAAAUUCAGAGAAGUCGCCGAGGCAUAUGAAGUACUAUCAAAUGGUGAAAAACGGAAUAUUUAUGACAAAUAUGGCAAAGAAGGAUUAAAUGGCAGAGGUGGAAGUCAUCUUGAUGAUGAAUAUGAGCAUGGUUUCACAUUCCGUAAGGCAGAUGAUGUCUUCAAAGAGAUUUUUGGUGAAAGGGACCCAUUUUCAUUUCACUUCUUUGAAGACUCACUUGAGGACCUUUUGAGCAGUUCGAGAAGCUCUAGUGGAAGCAGAAGCAGAGGCACCGGAUCCCUUUUCUCUUGUUCGUAUGACCACCCAGUGUUUGCCAAGCUUUCUUCUUAUGACACAGGAUAUACGUCUUACGUUUCACUGGGGCACGAGGGCCUUACUUCAUUCUCUUCCCUGGCAUUUGAUGACACUGGGAUGGGCAAUUACAUACCCAUCACACCUUCAGGCAGAAUUGUUAAUGGAAGGAAUAUCAAUACAAAGAAAACCUUUGAGAACUAUCAAGAAAGAGAAGCUGAGGAUGAUGGUGAGUUGAAAUCCUUUCUAAAUAGUGUGGCAGAUGAAGAGGGUUUUGCAGAAAAACGACACUGGAGAAGACAGUCGCUCAACAACUAUUCACCAAACUCCUACAGCCCCCCAAACAUAUCUCAAUAUACCAUUGUGGACAACAAUGAACAAGGUACACCUUGGGUCACCAACAAGAAGGAGCCUUCCAUUUUCUCAGCAGGAUUCAAAGAAGGUGGUAGGAGAAAAAAGAAGAAGCACAAAGAGGGGCAGAAGAAGAAGUCAAACAAAAGGAAUCACUAA